Molecule: messenger RNA, 1455 nt
Organism: Dicrocoelium dendriticum
Lineage: Eukaryota; Metazoa; Platyhelminthes; Trematoda; Plagiorchiida; Dicrocoeliidae
Source: the annotation of a GenBank genome assembly
AUGGAUGCUAUGGAAAAAUCGCACACCUUGGAAUCAUCUGUGGUUUCUUCUCUAUUCAACUUACGUCAACUUGUGUGGACAGAGCUCUCCUCCGUUGUGUCCAGCGUAAGGGAACAUUUCGAGAGUUCCAACCAAGAACAUGUAUCAGAAAUUGAAAAUGUCACGAAGCAAAAUCGGUCUCUAAAAGAGGCAUUGAAUCAGCUUAACGAAAUUAUUCAGGGAAAAGAGAUUGAGAUACAUGGAUUACGCCGACAGAUUCGCAGCUUUUCUGCUGGGAGACCACUUUGUUUUGCUUGUGGUGGCAAGGUUGCAGAUAUGGUCGGCGCAUUUCACUGGAAGGGCAUGCGCCCACCCGUUCCUACACAGUGUCCGCGCAAUAAACGCAAUUCUUUUUUGCCCAAUCUACAGGCAAAUUUUGAAGUCCGUAAACGCUUUCGACCUAAUACCUCGUUGUCUACAUCACCCGACGCCAGCGUCACCACAACUGAUACGUUCAAACCCUUAUCUGCCAACCCGGUGCUCUCUAGAGCUUUGCGGCGCUCACUCAAGCGCCCAUGUGUACGCAGCUCCGGCACUAGUCCCAUCAAGCCCACCACAUCGAUUUGUCCCGCCAAAUACGGGCUUCGCGAGUCACCCUCCAGUAACCGUGCUGAGGCAGUGGCCAUUUUUCCGACGAAUUGCUUGGCUACUGGGUCUUCAUCAACUGCCAGGGAAGGGAUCUUUCGAGUAGAUGAGCUCAGUCCUCCCACUCGACAGUUCGACGCCUCGCUGGCCAUCCGGAACGCUGUGAAUCAUUAUGAUCUAGGUGGUGCAGAUUCCACUCAAUUUGAUUCAACAGCCGCUGUUAGAGACGGCAACACGACUGACGACCAAUCUUCAAUCACUCUAUCGGUUGGUCCACGUCCAUCAUUCAAGUUUUCCUUCCAUCGUGUUCGUCCGAAAACCCGUUCGCAUCAGGUCGCCACACAUUUGAUGAAGCAGAGACUGGGUUCGGGUUUGAAUGCGCGUAGACGACGUAGAAGAAGGGGUUCAGGUGAGCCUCAGAAACGCGGUGGUUAUGCUGCACCACGGAAUCCCGUUACUUUCGAGACAAACGCAUUUGCAGACUCCUAUCACCAAUACGUUUCCGACGGAACAUUAGCGGAUUCUACCUUGGCUUCCGGUUUCCUGGACUCGGAACGGUCUGUCGUAGUUGAGGAUAAACCGGCUGAGGAUGACUCUCUUCCGAAUGCUGCUGACACUUCUUUGGUGUCUAAAAAGUGUUUGCCCACUCUGGGAAUGUCUCCUACCUUGUGUUCCGAAGUUGUUUUCAAAUGCCCUGAGAUUCCCGUCUCACAGAAGCCGGAACCCGCUGAUCUAAUCUCCGCCAGUCGUCCUGCAUUAGUGGAGCGUCAAUUCAAUGCCACUGUUCCGCAUCAGGGGCAGCAAUGUUCUACAGCACCAAAGAAAUCCUGA